Molecule: messenger RNA, 1664 nt
Organism: Lobosporangium transversale
Lineage: Eukaryota; Fungi; Mortierellomycota; Mortierellomycetes; Mortierellales; Mortierellaceae
Exons: 5
Coding region: 353-1540 (395 amino acids)
Molecular function (GO): protein binding; phosphatidylinositol binding
Source: RefSeq, a predicted model, not a curated record
GAUGAUGAAACCUCUGCUGAAUCUGGCCUAGUCUCGUGUCCAUCAUCCUCUUUGUCUUUAUUAUCCACAGCUCCUCUUUCUUCUUUUUCUUCUUCUUCUUCUUCUUCUUCUUCUCAAUCACUCCUCUUUUCUCUCUCACUCAUUCGCAUUCAUUCCCUUUUUUUACCUUUUCCUUACUUUGCUCACUCGCUCUCUCAUUCUCUCAUUCUCUCAUUCUCUCAUUCUCUUCUCACUAUUGACCUCUAGCCAUCCUCUCCUCUUACACGCAUACAAACAAACAACCCUUCAUAUCUUCACAUACACACAUACAUUCAUCCUUCUUCAUUACAAACAUUAGACAUUAGACAGCACAAUGACUACAAUUAAGACUGGCAUGAAAAUGAAUAGUCCUUUGCCCAAGGACCUCGCUGGUGAAUGCAAACGAGCAGCCAAGAUCCUCAAUGCUUUUGUAGAUCCAAUUGCUGCCAAAGGAGUAGACAACAUUAUUCCACCCGACAUUCUCUCAAAAGCUCAGGGACUCGCUAUUUUUACUGUUAUCAAGGCUGGAUUCCUGUUUUCAGGUCGAGCAGGUUCUGGAAUCGUUGUUGCACGACUCGAGGAUGGUUCUUGGUCAGCUCCUUCAGCCAUCGGAACUGGAGGUAUGGGCUUUGGAGGUCAGAUUGGAGCGGAAAUCACAGACUUUGUCGUCGUCCUCAACACCAAGCAGGCUGUAAAGUCUUUUGCCGCAGGAGGCAACGUUACACUUGGAGGAAAUCUUUCAGUCGCUGCUGGCCCGAUCGGAAGAACUGCAGAGGCCGCUGCAUCCGCAAGUGUGAAGAGCGUUGCUGCCAUCUAUUCUUACAGUAAAUCAAAGGGACUUUUUGCAGGUGUUUCAAUUGAAGGAUCAGUGAUUGUAGAAAGAAAGGAUGCAAACGAGACAUUCUAUCGUCAAAAAGUAUCGGCGGCAGAACUUCUGUCGGGCGCAAUCACACCACCACCACAGGCAGAUAUUCUUUACAGAGCUCUCAACACAAAGGCCUCAGGGGGUCAUUUAACCAGCCUUCACCGUGGAGGAUCAUCUCUCACCGAGAUCGGCUCAGAUUCAUCAGGCGUUACACGCAGUGCCAGUCUAUCCGUUGGUAGCAAUCGUUAUCAGUCCAACCUCGGCCGCUCAGCUUCAAGUGCUGCUAACUAUGACAAGGCACGAGAAGCAGAAGGCGAUCAGCUUCCCCAUUACACUCCCACAGCAGCAUCAGCACGCAAGCCUGUGAUGGGACUAGGCGCUGGACGGGUCUCAACUGAUAACAGCUAUGGACAUCAGCCCUAUGGUUCCAACCAGAGCAUUGCCAACUCGACAGGACCCAGGGUACCGCCCAGGAUUGGAGCCAAGCCCGAGAUUGUGACAGCGCUGUAUGACUUUGCAGGCGAGCAGCCUACGGAUUUAUCAUUCAAGAAGGGUGAUAUCAUUACAGUCAUCAAGAAGACUGAAAGUCGUAAUGACUGGUGGACAGGCAAGAUCCAUGGACGUGAAGGUUCAUUCCCUGCUAAUUACACACAAUAAAAAGGAACGCCAUUGGUAUAUUAUAUACAAUCAUUGUGCGACAAGUCAUAUAUAUAAAUAAUAUAUAAUAAUAAUCACAACCAUGACAUGAUAACAAUAAAAUAAAGCAUUAUAUAUAUACUCU